AUUUCUUGUCCUUUUCAUCUGUACGCAUGUUGAUUGUCUUUCUUCAUUUUGUAAUGAAGAAACUAAUUGAUGAAAGCAAGUAAUAAUCCAAUAAAAAAAAGGCUAAUCGAAGAAGUUAGGAUGAAAUCAGUGAAAAGUGAAAAAAUAUUCAUUGAACUUAUGUAUAAAACCUGUACAUGGAAAGUGCGUUCUUACAAAAGAAUGAUAACUGCAUAGCAACGUGGAUUUUUAGAAAAGGAAAUUCGACGUAUACAAAGAAAAAAAAAACACCAAAAAAUCAACAUUAUUAUAAAUCCAAUAUGAAUAUAAUUUGAAAGUGAAUGAAAAACGCAAUGAUGAAUUGAAAUUCAUGAAUUGCAAUCAUGAAAUGAUCUUCCAACGAAGGUGAAAAAAAAUGUUUGUACCAAAAAAAAAGUGCUAACGGAUUCAGUAAUAGUGAACGAAACAUUGACCGAUACAAUAAGCUAGGUGAAUCUUUUGAAAAUUUAAACACGUUUAAAUGUAAAUUUAGUGAUCGGGACCCUAAUGAGCAUAAAUAUGAUGAAUCAAACGCAGGAAAUUCAGGAAGCCAUUAUUUUUGAAAUUCGACUUUGCACUUCGGUUGCUACAUACUGAGAAUUAAAUGAUUAAAUUGAAGCAUACAUCGAAUUAACACGUUCAUCGGGUAAUUGAUUGAGAAAACAAUCAUACACAAUCAAUGCAAAAAAGGGGAAUUCUACUAUCUUCAAACCAAACGCAUUCAGGAUGGGUAUUGAAACGAAUGAUCAAAUUUUGAAGACUGUACUUAUGAUUUUCGUUUUGAGAGAAACAUACGCGCUAGAUCUACAAGGUCCAGUAUUUUCUCAUGAACCACCUCACAAAGUUGAGUUCUCGAACAACACUGGAGGACAUAUCGAAUGCUCUGGACACGGUUCACCACAACCAGAAAUUGAGUGGUCACCAGUUCCACCGCAUCAGGAUUUGGUUUACUCGCUACAAAACGGAAGCCUUAUCUUCUAUCCUUUUACAGCAGAGAAAUACUCAUUUGAAAUUCAUUCCACCAUUUACAGGUGUAAAAUACGGAAUGUAAUCGGCACGAUCUUGAGUAGAGAAGUAAUCGUUCGAGGCGUUGUUAACCAGAAGUACAAAGUACAAGUACACGAUGAGUACGUGAUGUCUGGCAAUACAGCCCUAUUAAAAUGUCAGGUACCGAGCUACAUGAAUGAAUUUGUCAUGGUGACUGCAUGGGUGCAGGACAACGGCAUGCAUCUAUAUCCGAAUACAGAUAUUGGUGGAAAGUAUAACGUACUUUCGAACGGCGAACUCUACAUUAAUAACGCAAGUCCAGCAGACGGUUUGAAAUCCUACACUUGCCGAACAAUCAAUCGGUUAACAGGUGAUGUUCAAAUGUCUGCAUAUCCAGGCCGAAUCAUUGUGACUGAGCCAAAAGGUUUUGUGCAACCACGAAUCAACGUUGAGAAACAUUCCGCCCGGCAUGUGGUACUCAAUGGACAAACGACGCUGCCCUGCAUCGCACAAGGCCAUCCAGUGCCAACCUAUCGGUGGUUCAAAGAAGAAAAUGAGCAAUUAACACCCCUUCAACUAAGCGAAAGGAUAUCAAUGGCAUCAGCGGGAUUAUUGAAAAUAUCAAAGGCCAGAUUAGACGACAGCGGAAAAUAUUUAUGCUGGGUUAACAAUACAGCUGGUGAAGAAACAAUUCAAGUUUCUUUAACUGUAACAGCUCCAAUAACAGUUCACUUGCAGCCACAAGUGCAGACCGUCGAUGUGGAUAAAGAUGCUCAAUUCCAGUGUAUCGUGUCUGGUCAUCCAGUAUAUGAAAUAAAUUGGCUUCAUGAUGGAAAACCAAUUAUACGAGAUAAUAGAAUUGAAAUUCAUACCGAUCCACCUCGGUUAAUCAUCAGAAAAAUUCAAAAAGAAGAUCAUGGAAUGUAUCAAUGUUUCGUGACCAACGAAUGGGAACAAACCCAGUCGACGGCCGAACUCCAACUGGGUGAUGCAUCACCUGAGUUACUUUAUUGGUUUUCGGAACAAACGCUCCAACAAGGACCUACAGUCUCCCUAAAGUGUGUGGCAACUGGGAACCCACCGCCGCAGUUCACAUGGACCCUAGAUGGUUUUCCGAUUCCGGAUAGCUCUAGGUUUCUAGUCGGACAAUACGUAACAAUUCAUGAUGAUGUAAUCAGUCAUGUUAACAUAACAAACGUUAAGGAAGAGGAUGGUGGUGAAUACAUGUGUACGGCCCAAAAUAUCAUCGGAAAAGUGUCCCAUAGUGCCAAAGUAAAUAUUUAUGGUCUACCAUUUAUACGUGAAAUGCCGAAAAUCACUGGCAUAUCUGGGACUGACUUAAUCGUCAAAUGUCCUGUGGCAGGAUAUCCAAUAGAUAAAAUACACUGGGAAAGAGAUGGACAAACUUUACCCAUCAACCGCAGACAAAAAGCUUACAACAAUGGCACACUUGUGAUUGAACAAUUGCAACGCACAGAAGAUGCUGGAACAUACACAUGUAUGGCACAAAAUAAAGUCAAACAAACAUCCCGGAGAAAUGUUGAGAUUCAAGUUUUAGUUCCGCCGAAAAUAAUGCCAAUCCAGUCAAUGACAAACAUGUUGAAGGAGGGCAUGAGAGCUGCUAUUUCAUGUCAAAUUUUAGAAGGAGAUCUCCCACUUACAUUUCGCUGGGAACGAAAUGGAAAGGCACUGCUUGGCACUGGCAAUGACGAGGUCAUCCGUCGUAUUGAUGAGUAUUCAGCAUCAUUGGUGAUCGACCACAUUUCAUCAGAGCAUUCUGGCAACUAUACCUGUAUCGCGUCAAAUGUCGCCGGAAGUGAACGUUUCACGGUUCAAGUAACGGUAAAUGUUCCUCCAAAAUGGAUUCUACAGCCCCAAGACUCGAGCGUUCAAGCGGGUGAAGAUAUUUCAUUGCAUUGCCAAGCAAAUGGUUGGCCCAAACCGAUUGUCACAUGGAGAAAGGCAAUUGGAUCGACUCCAGGUGAAUAUAAGGAAUUUUUAUACGAGCCAAACGUGUCAUUGUACGGUAACGGGUCUUUGAACUUCAAAAAAAUUACAAAAGAAGCUCAAGGACAUUUCUUAUGUGAGGCAAAAAACAACAUAGGUGCUGGUGUUAGCAAAGUUAUUUUUCUUAAAGUAAAUGUGCCGGCCCAUUUCACAACGAAAAACAAGCAAAUAUCUGUCGCAAAAGGAAAGCAAGUACAUGUACAGUGCAAUGUACAAGGUGAUACUCCAAUUGAUAUCAAAUGGAAAAUUCAAAAUUCUCAACAGCAUUUAGAUUCAUCCACUGAUUCAAGAUAUACGAUACGUGAACAAGUCUUGGACGAUGGCAUGGUUUCGGAGCUUGGGAUUUCGCACACAUUUCGCCAUGAUACUGGCGUAUACAUUUGUCAAGCAAGUAAUUCAUUUGGCCAGGAUGAAAUGUCUAUGCAAGUUAUAGUACAAGAAGUACCUGAACAGCCAAAAAGCUUAAGCAUAAAUUCGAAACAAUCGCGUAGUAUACAGUUGACAUGGACACAACCAUUUUCAGGCAACAGUCCAAUUGAAGAAUACAACAUACAGUUUAAAACUGUCGUGGAUACUUGGCAAGCAGCUGAGAGAGUCACUGUGCCCGGCACACAGUCCGUUAUAAACAUUGAUAACUUACAUCCAGCCACUGCAUAUCACAUAAGAAUCGCUGCUGAAAAUAAGCUUGGAUCAUCGGAACUUUCGGAAGUGGUCCAAGUGACUACACUGGAAGAAGUUCCUUCGGGUCCACCACUUAAUGUGCGCGGCGAAGCAAAGAGUUCAACUGAGAUUAUUUUAUUCUGGGAUCCUCCAAAUAAAAGCGAUUGGAAUGGGAACAUUCUUGGGUAUUAUAUUGGUUAUCAAUUAAUACCGGAUUCGCCUGGUCCAACUCAGGGUUUCAAUUUGAAAACAGUGGAAACUCGAACGCAUUUUGAACUUGAAACAUUACUGGAAAAUCUGAAUAAAUUCACGCACUAUAACAUUUUUGUACAAGCAUACACAAGUCAAGGUAAUGGACCACCCAGCAAAGAGAUUCAAAUAACAACUUUAGAAGAUGUUCCAUCAAGCGCUCCAGAGAGUCCGAAGUGCGAUGUUUUGAGUUCAACUUCAAUUUAUAUAACGUGGUCACCGCCACACGUCGAUAGCCAAAAUGGCAAAGUGCGAGGUUAUAAAAUAUUCUACAUUGCGACCGAUGAUAUCCAUGUUAAAGAAGUGCACGUUGUGAAAUCGAAUAAUCAAUACUUGACUGUGGACAAUUUGAAAAAGUACACCAACUACAGUGUUUGGGUACUGGCAUAUACGAAAGUUGGCGAUGGUGUGAAAACGAAACAACUAUUCUGUCGCACUUACGAAGAUGUACCAUCUGCUCCACAAGAUAUAAAAGCGAUCCCUGCAUCAAAUACCAAAAUUAUCGUUUCAUGGCUGCCGCCACUCAAUAUGAACGGUGAAAUUACCGGAUACACUUUUUAUAUGCUACCUUCGGAAGGUGGUAGCCAUGAAGGCAUCCACAAAAAGGUGCUAGGCUCGAACGUCGAAGUUCACGAAGCACACCGACAAGAGGGGGUAACUUAUGAUUUCUGGGUAACGGCAUCAACGAAAAUCGGCGAAGGUGAAAAAACAAGAAUGGUUAAAGUGCCACCAAACAACAAAGUUCCGGCUCGAAUUAUAUCAUUCAGCCGUAGUAUCGAGAGUCCAUGGAAGGAGAAUCUGUUAUUAUCGUGUCGAAAGGUUGGUGUACCAUCACCAGUAACAAUUUGGCGACAGGAGAGUCAGGCAAUGGAGACAAACGCAAGAAAAACAAUUGCCAAAAAUGGCACGCUUUUUAUACGGGAUUGUAUGAGUACAGAUGAGGGAAAUUACACGUGUACCGUAGAAAAUACAUGGGGCAAAGAUGAAAUUGUUUAUAGCAUCAUCAUUAAAGUUCCACCCGAUCCACCAAUAUUAACUGUCGUCAAUGCAUUUCCGGAAAGUUUAAAACUCGAAUGGGUUGACAAUAAAAAUGGUGGCAGUCAAAUUUUAGGCUAUGUUAUUAAUUUCAAACGUGAGAAUGGUGAUUGGGAAGAAUUACAAAUCGAUUCGAAAACUAAUAAUCAUUUAUUGGGAAAUUUAUGGUGCGGCACAAAGUAUCAAUUGUAUGUGACCGCCUAUAAUAAAAUAGGCACAGGUUUGCCCUGUGAUAUCGUUAAUACACACACCACUGGAAGCCCACCAGUUCAACCAAAGCAUUCUCAAACAAUUACCCAAAAUGCGACCAGUGUCACAUGCUGGCUGGAUUCAUGGGGAGAUGGCGGCUGCGGUAUUUCUUAUUUUGUCGUCGAAUGCAAACUUUAUUCGCGAUCACAGUGGAACGUGAUUGCCGGUCACAUAGCACCAACUGAACGCAUUCACACUGUCGCCGAUUUGCAUCCAAACACCAAAUAUCAAGUUCGCGUAACAGCUUACAAUAAUGCGGGAUCAACAAGUGCUGUUUAUAAUUUUACCACGUCAACGUUACAAGGCAUAAAUUAUAAUGCAGAUCAUUCUAACCCAAUAUCACACAUGGGAGAUAGUACAUUCGCCAAUUAUAAGGUCUUCAUUCCAAUUUGCCUGUCAAUAUUUGUCAUAAGCGGUUUUAUUGGCAUUGUUUUCAUAAUGCGAAGGCGAAAACAGAUGAAUCAAAGUAGACUCACAUCAUCAUCUAUGUCUGAUUCUCCAUCAACCACUAAUUUACAAAACAAACAAAAUCGAGAUCAACAAUACCAUGCGGUACGAUGCCAAAGCAACCGAAAUAGUAAUUCAAAUGAUUCAGGGAGCUACAAGGCGGAGGGAAAUGAAUACAUCGAAGACAUUUGCCCAUAUGCAACUUUCCAAUUGAACAAACAAACGUAUAGUGAGAGCUCGUAUAGUGGAAAUGUAUACAGUGGUCCCUAUCACUCAGUGCGCGGCUCAUUUGUCUAUCACGACGCCAAGCCAGAUGGACAUUCAAAAGAGCCUGAAUACACAAAAGUAAGACGAAAAGGGCAUAACCUCCGCGAUCCACACUCAGAAAGUCAAGAAUCGGACAAUCCAGGUUCAACAGAUUCAGAAGUGAGGAAAAUCUUAACGCUUCACAUACCUAUUACAGAGUACGAUACAUUGGGUUCUGAAUCAGAUAAUGAAGCCACAACGAGGAAUGUGAACCAAACGAAAUAUAGACAACGAGAAGAUCAACAGCAAGAAACCACAUCAUCGUCGUCAGAGACGUCGGGUAGCUUGUCAAGAAAGUCAAAGUCAACAUAUUUGUCACGAAAACCUGGCAAAUCAAUGCAGAAUCUGACAAAACGACAUGUACGAAGCUCCAGCGGUUACUCUAGCCACAACGAAGAAACUACUUUUAGCAUAUCUAAUUAUCCGAACUACGAAUCACAUAUGCCGCCACCGGCUCGAUUUCUUGAUACGGCUGGUGACAAAAAGACAACGGGCAGUUCUCCACGGAUUCGAGCCAAUCCAAAGCUGCAUCGAGAAGCAUUCCAAAUCAACGUAUGAAAUAAUCUGACUAUUGAUAAUAACUUCAAUAAUCAGCACACACAUUUGACAGCACUCCAUCGAAUUACGAGUCCGCAAAAAUCAUAGGAAUCUUUAAAUUUAAAUAAAUUUAGUUAUUUAAUUUUCUUUCUGGAAACAAUUAAUUUUAAAAAUUACUGUUUUUUAAUGUGUUGUGACAAUGGAAAAAAAAAAGAAGAAAACUGUAAUGAAAAGAAAAUUCCAUUAAGAAUUAAUAACAGAUAUCCUAAGAGUCUUAAAAACGAAGCUGUAACCCAUUAGACUGGACAUACAUUUCACAGAGGCCCGCCACACGAAACGAUACUUGUGCAGGCACGUAUGAACAAGAAACGUCGUCCUGGAAUGGUUAUAGCUGUGUGCACAAGUUAUAAUUUAUGAAUUGCACAUAUUUGGGUUGUGUGCUCAAUGCCGUUCUAUCCCAAGUAGUUCCAUGUGAACUGUAUAAAGAUAUGUUAUAAUUUGUGUACACACUGUACUACACAGCUCGGACCACUGAGAUCGACGUUUCUUGUGCAUACAUGCCUGCACAAGUAUCAUUUCUUGUGGCAGGCCUUUUUGAUUUAAUACUCCAUAGAAAAUUCGCGCUCGAGCAUAGUAAGCGUCGACACUAAGAACGGUUGGUCUGACGCUCUGUGUGGCGUAUAAGGCAAAACAACACUACUACAUGCGCGCGUUGCUUCAACACACACAGUUCGUUAUAGUGGCCGCGCUCGAAGAGUGUGCAAAGGAGAAAUAAUACAUACGUGCGACGCUCAUCUGACACCUCGUCACACAGAUCGUUCUCAUAUAAGAGCUACGUAUGUAUGUAUUAAUUGCCCUUUGCACACUCUUCGAGCGCGGCCACUAUAACCAGAGAAUACUAUGAGAUAUUUUUAUUCAUA
This is a messenger RNA of Sitodiplosis mosellana (orange wheat blossom midge), 7415 nucleotides long. RefSeq names its product cell adhesion molecule Dscam2 (gene Dscam4). NCBI's taxonomy places the organism in Eukaryota, Metazoa, Arthropoda, Insecta, Diptera, Cecidomyiidae. The transcript has 35 exons. Gene Ontology annotation, biological process: axon guidance; cell-cell adhesion. The record is from RefSeq and is a predicted model, not a curated record. Gene Ontology annotation, cellular component: axon; plasma membrane. Bases 745 to 6516 code for a protein of 1923 amino acids. Gene Ontology annotation, molecular function: protein binding.